UACGCCAAGCGAGACGAUCUAGGGUUAGUCGUUUUAGUAGCUUAGUGGACUCGACACUGAAAACUAGUACAUUUUUUCAGCGCAUGCUACUAAGACAAGCGAAAUGACUGUGAUGGAGAGAAAGGACAAGGGAGAGAAGGAGCUCUCAGUAUCGUCCCUCGACGAAGCCAUGUUGGUCACUGGUUUUGGUGUUUACAACAUCAUUCACAUGCUUGUCAGUGGAUUAAUUCUGAUGGGAGUGAUUAUGCAGAGUCUGGUCAUGGGCUACGUUCUGCCAGCAGCGCAGUGCGAUUUGGGCCUGUCACUCCAACAACGAGGGUGGCUUGCUGCAAUACCUUUCCUUGCGAUCAUCCUAACGUCAUAUUUCUGGGGCUGGCUGGCGGACACGCGCGGCCGGCGGUUUGUGAUGCUGCUGUCUAUGAUGAUCUCCGCGGUCCUCUCGGUCUUCGCUAGUUUCUCACCCAACGUUACCUCCUUCGCUAUAUUAUCAUUCCUAUCAGCUAUUUUCAUGUCUGGUCCAUCGGCCGUGGUGUACACGUACCUGGGGGAGUUCACCAACAUGAACCACAGAGACAAAAUGGUGGCAUUUGGUUCUUCUUUCGUGGGCAUUGGAACUGUCAUGUUACCAGCUGUAUCCUGGGUAAUCUUGUCGUUGCCAUUCGAAACGCAUAUUGCCUUCCUGGACAUAUUAUACCGGCCGUGGCGACUGCUGCUGGUGGCCAGUACAUUCCCGUUCGUACUGGGAACUCUGUGCCUGCUGUUCUUCCCCGAGAGCCCCAAGUUUCUGAACGCGAGCGGGCAACAGGAAGCGUGUUUGAAGGUCCUGAGGAAUAUUUAUCACUUCAAUAAGAGACUGCCUAUUGACAGUUUUCCUGUGAAGAGCCUCAUCACGGACGCGAACUACAGCGGCAAGGCGACAACCCACCGCGGCAUGGUGGCGGUGCUGGUGUCGAUGCGCGACCAGACAGCGCCGCUGUUCCGGCCGCCGCUGCUGCCCUGGACCUGUCUCACCUGCUUCGUGCAGUUCGGGAUAUUCGCCACCACGAACGGGUUCUACGUGUGGUUCCCAACGAUACUGAACUCGCUGGUCAACCACAACGGAGCCGAGUCCAAGAUCUGUGACGUUUUGGAUGCAACUCAGUCUUCACCUGGGAACGGAACGACAGUGGAAUGCGACGACACGAUGAACACGGCGACGUUCGAGCUGUCCAUCUACGUGGGCCUCGUGUUCUGCUCCAUGUACAUCAUCGUGGGCUUCCUGGUGGACUUCCUGGGCAAGAAGCUGAUCCUGGUGGUGAUCCUGUUUACGACGGGUCUGUGCGGUGUGGCCGCCCACCUCGCGUACAACCAGCACCUGGCCGUGGUGCUGUUCGCCGUGUUCCAGAUGUGUGGCGCCUGCAUUGGACUCAUGAAUGCCGUCACUGUUGAACUAUUCCCCACUAAAUUCAGAGCGAUGGCGGUGUGCCUGGCGAUGAUGAUGGGCCGUGUGGGCUCGAUGGCGGGCUCCAACCUGAUCGGGGUGUUCCUCGCCACCAACUGCGGCCUCAGCUUCUAUCUGUUCGGUGGCAUCAUCAUUUUCUGUUCCCUGCUCUGCCUGACUCUACCCAGUAGGAAGAAGAUGGGCAGCAUCAGCAAACCCAAGAUGGAACCCACCGAGAAUGAAACCCACGAACCUGCUUGAAACUGUCUUAAGAAAUGUCACCCAAAAUCGUAUAUAAGUCACUCCGCCUGUAGAAGAGCUUCUUCGGGAGAGUGGAAUAUAAUAUAGACCCAAAGCAUGUUUAUAGUACCUGAAUGAUGUAAAUACCCACCUCACGAUUAGCCAUGAUGGAAAACCAUAAUUAAUACCAAUAUUGUGUAACUGCCACAAUUAUGUGCAAUCGACUUCCAUCAUGGGAUCAAAAUGAACACACAACACUACACAUUCGUUGCCAGCUGUAUAAUGUUAUUUUGUCUAUCAUGAGCUCACGUGGAAAGGACUGUAUUAUCAUUGUCUAUUUUGUAUAUAAUUAUAUUUUGUCAAAAAUAUUUUUAUGGUUUAGAGCAGCCUUUCCCAAAACGAAAACGCCCCUUUGUGGGCGCUGAAUGUCUGAAGGAUGUGGGACCCAGAAAAAAAAUGGGGACGUUGUGUAGCGGCUUGGG
Messenger RNA from Aricia agestis (brown argus), 2142 nucleotides. RefSeq names its product organic cation/carnitine transporter 7-like. The record is from RefSeq and is a predicted model, not a curated record. Gene Ontology annotation, biological process: transmembrane transport. NCBI's taxonomy places the organism in Eukaryota, Metazoa, Arthropoda, Insecta, Lepidoptera, Lycaenidae. Gene Ontology annotation, molecular function: transmembrane transporter activity. The coding region runs from base 104 to 1681 and encodes 525 amino acids. The transcript is spliced from 11 exons.